AUGGCGACACCUGCUGCCGCAGAUUCCACCCUCUACCUCUACACCUCCCUCACAGCCGGUUCCUCACACAUCAUAACCGCGACUUCUCGUCUCGAAACUAUAUUGAAAGCCAAUAAGAUUCCUUUCCGAGCAGUGGAUGUCGCCACUGACGAGAAGGCACGUAUGCUAUGGGGAAGAAGGUCAAAGGGUAGGAAGCUGCCCGGUUUGGUCAAGUUUGGUUCAAUCGUUGGUGAUAUAGAACAAAUUGAAGAAUGGAACGAAUACGGUGAACUCAAAGAGCAAAUCGCUGGAGCCGAUGAAUUUGGUACACUGGGCGUCAGUACUCUGAGUCCGAACCCCGCUACUACUACUGCCACCGACACCGCAGCAUCUACUCCUCAACGCUCCGGUCCAUCUGGUCCACCAUCUAGAGCUUCGUCUGAGACACGUCAUAUCUCCAUUGCAGAGCCCACCAAAGACAAAGAGAAGGAUGCAGCUCAAAAGUCCACAGACUCGCCCGGGAAUCAGAUCCUUCGGCAACUUGGUGCUGAAGCCGCAGCCAAGGCUGCGCAGAAGAAGACAGGAACCACCUCAGCAGCAAAGGUGCCGGUCAAAGCAACACCUUCAACAUCCGACCAGACUCCUACUCCGGCAGCUACAAAACUCUCAGCAGACGCUGCGGUCGAGUCUGCAGAUACUGCCACAGAAGCCACUGCAAGCAAGACUCCCGCACAACUUGCAACCGAGGGUGCAAAACGAACGAGCAUAGACAAGAUUGCAGAAUCUGAGGACGUAGCCACCUCACCAGUAUCGACAUCUCCAACGCAAGCAGGUGAUGCUGGAGAGGCAGCCUCCACCGAAGCUCAAGUAUUGGAAGUCAGAAGAACAAGCAGCAUUGCGAAGACCAAGUCAAAGCUGAGCGAGGCCACACCCGCUGCAGAGAGUGACACCGUGUUGAGUGAUGAAACAGAGAGUAAGACAGCAGUUGAAGACUCUGAGAUCAGUGCAACAGCAGAGCCAGUCACCAGGAAGCAUCGCGGUAGUGAUAUUGGAGAAGCCAGUCCAGAAGAGAUCAGAGCCUUGGAGAAGAAGCUCUCGAUUCCCGAGGAAGAUGAGGAUGACGAGGAAGAUGACGAUGAUGACGACAGCGAGGAUGAUGAUGACGACGACGACGACGAUGAAGAUGAAGAGCCAGACUUGAAAAAGGGCAAAUCCACUACAACAGGCGGUGUUGGUUCGACAGACAAGGCUGAGAAAGAAGCGACCAAAGGACAAGAUCCCCAGAAGGAAGAUCCAAAAGACGACAACAAGGCGGGCGUCAGUGUCGGUGAUUAG
Exophiala bonariae is the source of this 1314-nucleotide messenger RNA. RefSeq lists its product as uncharacterized. Gene Ontology annotation, cellular component: cytoplasm. NCBI's taxonomy places the organism in Eukaryota, Fungi, Ascomycota, Eurotiomycetes, Chaetothyriales, Herpotrichiellaceae. Bases 1 to 1314 code for a protein of 437 amino acids. The transcript has 2 exons. The record is from RefSeq and is a predicted model, not a curated record.